AGGAACAGUGGUGUUAGGCGCAUCAUAGAUUCUAUGUUUAACCGGCUCAGUUAGUUAUUCUCGUGUCUGAAUUUGUUUUCUAUCAGAAAGGCAUGCCAAAACAAUAAUAAGCUGAAUCUCUAAUAAAAAGGAAGAAGCAGAACUCCGUUUUACGGGCAUUCUAGAUUGUAGCACAUGAGCAAGGUGAACCAAAAUUCAUCCCACAUAAUUUAGCUUCUAUUUCCCUUUUUUCUUCUUCCAGGAAACAAGCCGGUUCAUUUGCUGUUGGACAACAAUAACCAUAUAUCUCAUAUUGAGGUGGAAAUCAAACUUUCCACAAUGGCGAUUGAACCUCUCCGUGACAAUCUGGACACCCUCGCAGCAACCAACCAACCAUAUGGUGAUUCCUCUUCCCAGCAGCAACUCACCGUGUACAACUACGACCUGAGCUGUCCACACUCAACAGUUCUCUCCCCAGCAAACCAAGCAAGUGUCAACAGCAGCCCUGGACAAAACAAAAUUCAGAUUGCUGCAGGGGGUAGCCAAAUCAGAUCAAACGAUGCUCUUCACUACAUAAGCCAGAUGCUGAUGGAAGACGUUGACGAGGGGGUCGGCAUAUACCAAAGGGCUGCUCUUCAGGCUGCUGAGAAGCCAUUCCGUGACAUUCUUGGCGAGGGAUAUGCGCCGCCUACUAACUGGCCGCCAUUGCAUAGCAACAACAUACCAGACAACCCUGAUAAGAGUGGGACCAGUCGUUACAAGAGGGUCUGGAGCACUAGCUUCAGUAAUGACUAUUCCAGUUACAACGUGUUGCAACCUUUAGCAACCCCGUUGAGUCCAUAUAUAUGCAAUAGGAGUCCUUUUUUACCAAACCAGCCGUUGAUAAGUGUUGGAUGGACUUCCGGAUCUGGCUUCCUUGCCUUGCAUGGUCAGAGAGGUGUCAGGCAGGAAAGAAUGUUUGCUCCAAGUAUUGAUAAGCUGGUGAUAUAUUCAAAGAAUAACAUACUUUAUAUUUCCCAACAGACUACGAAGGCAAAAGUAGGAGAGAGGACCGAAAACACAAUCUUUGAGGUGGCAGACCCAAGGGGUUGGGAUAUCUUUCAAACAAGGAGCAAUGAACAUUAUGCCAUCACCACUUGUGCAAUAAUUCGAAAUGAAAAUUUUGACCAAGUUCUGCUAUGCUAUGAUCGUUCUGACCGAAUAACAAGAUUGCAAGAAAGGAUGGCGGGGGAAGGAAACAAGACCUCUUUGAAAGGCCGGAGCAGAAGUAGGAAGCAACUGAGGAAAGAGUUGGUUGAUCUCAGGACUCUCCUCAUCCACUGCGCACAAGCUGUGGCAGAACACAGCUACCUGUUGGCCAGUGAACUGCUAUUGAAGAUAAGGCAACACUCUUCAGCAGAUGGUGAUUGUACUCAGAGACUGGCAUUUUACUUGGCGGAUGGCCUCAAGGCACGCUUGGCUGGGACCGGGAGUCAGGUUUACCGCAACCUCGUGGAAAGGCAAACAAGUACCGCAGAUUGGCUAGAGGCUUAUAGCCUUUUUCUUGCAGCUUUCCCUUUCGGAAGGGCGUCAUACUAUUUUGCCAACCAAGCUAUUCUUGAUGUCUCACAAGGGAAACCAAGGGUACACAUCGUUGAUUUCGGCAUCGGCUUCGGCUUUCAGUGGCCAUUAAUGAUUCAGAUUUUUGCACAGCGAGAGGAGGGAGCCCCUAAGCUUCGGAUCACAGGUAUAGACGUUCCCCAGUCAGGUUUCCGCCCCUGCGAAAUGAUCGAGGAAACAGGGAAGCGGUUGGCUGAUUACGCAAAUAGGUUCAAGGUACCUUUCCAGUAUCAGGGCAUUGCCGCUUCAAGAUGGGAGACAAUCAAAAUUGAUGAUCUUAACAUUGACGAGGAUGAAGUUCUCAUAGUGAACUGCAUGUUCCGGAUGAAGAAUCUCGGUCAUGAAACCGAUGCCGUAAAUGGUGCAAGGGAUAAGGUGCUCAAAACUAUGAGGAGGAUGGACCCGAAGAUUUUUAUUUCUGGCACGGUGAAUGGUUUACUCAGUUCUCCCUUCUUCAUACAACGUUUCAAAGAGGUUAUGCUCCAUUACUCUUCAGUGUUUGACAUGCUUGAUGCAAAUGUUCCACGGGAUAAUGAAGCAAGAAAGAUGAUUGAGAGGAUCCUGUUUGGGCAGGAUGCUCUUAACAUCAUAGCAUGUGAGGGUGCACAAAGAACUGAGAGGCCAGAAAUAUACAGGCAGUGGCAAGCAAGGUGCCUCAAGGCUGGGUUCCAGCAGCUUCCUGUCGAUCCAGCCAUCUUAAAGAACAUAGUACACAGGAAGAACUUACUGUUUCAUCAGGAAUUCUUUGCUGUAGAAGAUUGCGGCUGGCUGCUUCAAGGAUGGAAAGGGAGGGUACUUUAUGCUGUAUCUAAAUGGAAACCUAAUGAUGAUCAAUAAUAAGAUUCAAACAGUUUUUCAAGUGCACACGCCUGUGCAGCUACUAGAUUCUCAACACAACGGGUCUAAAUUGCUGAACACCACAAGAUGGAUAUUCUUUCGUCAGAUGAGUAUUGGGAAGUGCUAGCUUGGAAGAAGGUGGGAUGGUGAUUCGAAUGUUGAUAUUAUUCAACAUGUUUUGAUUUGGUCCAUAUGUAGCAAAAGGCAAUUGUACAACUUUACCUCUGCCGCUCUAUUUAAUUUCUGAACAAACUAGAUAUGAUGAGAUUAGUGGAGAUGCCAUACCUAGACACUGGAUUUGCUGUAAAGUACUCCCUCCAUCCCAUAAUGUAAGACCUUUUUUGACACUACACGUCUUACAAUCAUUAUGCUGAAUAUGUCUCAAAACCGGCGAUAUGGAAGAUCAGAGGACUGCCAUUUCUGAUUUGAAGACGGCAAUCGGACUUAAUCCAAACUGGAAUCCAAUAUAAUGCACUAAUGUUGACAUAUUAUUACUCUCUGCAUAUCACAACUAGGUGGGAGAUGUUUUGGGCAUGUCUUCUGUCAAACUUCUACUUAAACCACGAAUAUCAUUUUAAUCAUUCAGAUUGGAAAUUUGAAAAUCAUAUGCAUAGACUAUUCUUUCUCGAAAAAAAAAACAAAGAAUACGUGCGCACGAGAUUAGGGGCUGAGCUCCUAGUUCCC
Aegilops tauschii subsp. strangulata is the source of this 3099-nucleotide messenger RNA. Its product is annotated as scarecrow-like protein 34. NCBI's taxonomy places the organism in Eukaryota, Viridiplantae, Streptophyta, Magnoliopsida, Poales, Poaceae. The record is from RefSeq and is a predicted model, not a curated record.